Anisakis simplex (herring worm) is the source of this 792-nucleotide messenger RNA. The record is from the annotation of a GenBank genome assembly. Lineage: Eukaryota; Metazoa; Nematoda; Chromadorea; Rhabditida; Anisakidae.
AUUCGAUUAUCAGAUUGGCCAAAGCAUAUUCCGUGUUGUCUAUUGGGUGAAUCGCCAGAAUGCUUCCUGAAUGCACAUUCCAUUUCGUCGCCUGAGGCAUAUUUCCAGUUAGUUGAUCACUACUUCUCAUCACAGCUCAUUAUGAAUUUGGUUUCGGCAAUGAAGACAUUUCAAAAUAUUGUUCAUGACUAUCGUGCCAUAGUUAGUUACUGCAGCAUCUUCAUUCAAAAUGCGUAUAUCUACAGUUACGAGGUUUUGAAUCGAACAGCCCAGAUGUACUUGGACGAUGACGCCGAUCGUAUGACAUUGAUCAGCAACAAUAACAAUAUAUCGUAUCAAUCAACAGCCUUACCGCUACUUGCAUUGAACACGACGUUAUCGUAUCAGCAGAACGAUGUGGAUGGUUUGAAUGAUAUACUCAAUGCGGCAUUAGGACCAAUCCAAAGUCAUCUUGCAUUAUCGCUUGCAAUCGCGUGGAUUUUGGUGUUCUUUGGAGUGUUUAAAGGGAUUGGUUCGAUUGGAUGGGCUGUUACUAUCACUGCUACAUUGCCAUACCUUUUGUUGGGUAUGCUUCUCUUGCGGGGAGUAUCAUUGCCUGGCGCCCAGCAAGGUUUAGCGUUUCUCUUCAAACCCAAGGUUGAAAAACUUUGGUCAAUACCGAUGUGGAAAUCAGCCGCAGAGCAAGUAUUUUAUUCGUUGGGGAUUGACGCAGGUCCGCUCAUUUCAAUGGCUAGUUUUAGUAGAUAUCGCAAUAAUAUUUAUCGUGAUGCUGUUGCGGUCGUUAUUAUGUAA